AUGAGAAAGCUCUUCUGGGUCGUCACUGCGGUAUCCUGCAUACUUUGUCAAAUACAGGCUGACUCGGCGAAUCUGUUUCCUUCAUUCGCAUGGUGGUCGAUCGUUUACAGCUUUUUCCUGAUUGCCGGAAUUUUUUAUUUGACAGGAACUGAUGGGCUUGUGAGAUAUCAAGUCGCGAUUGCUGGGUAUCUCGGGGCAGGAAUAGUACUGGUCACAUCUUCCGUGAAUUCGUUAGCAUAUUCACCUAGUGGUGCUAGAGUAGCUGCCACCGUAGGAUUCAUAGUGCUUUCCAUGGUCAUGAUUAUAUGGCUACUAUACUUUGGCUCGGAGCAGUCUUCCAAACCGCGACAACUUGUAGACUCUCUCUCUGACACACCUUCUUCAAUAAGAACUGAGCGGGGGGCAGAACCGUUGCCAAGCCCCCCGAAAACCCGUCAAGGAUGGCCGUACAAGGCGACAGCCUUAUACUCUUACGAUGGCAACCCCAAGGACCCAAAAGAGAUCUCAUUUGCUAGAGGAGAGAUUUUGGAUGUAUCUAAUAUUUGCGGGGCGUGGUGGCCAGUGAAGAAAACUUCAGGAGAGGAAGGCAUCGCACCAAGUAGUUAUCUCAUGCUGAGAUAG
Pochonia chlamydosporia 170 is the source of this 621-nucleotide messenger RNA. Its product is annotated as high osmolarity signaling protein SHO1. The coding region runs from base 1 to 621 and encodes 206 amino acids. Gene Ontology annotation, molecular function: protein binding. The transcript has 2 exons. NCBI's taxonomy places the organism in Eukaryota, Fungi, Ascomycota, Sordariomycetes, Hypocreales, Clavicipitaceae. The record is from RefSeq and is a predicted model, not a curated record.